Messenger RNA from Chinchilla lanigera (long-tailed chinchilla), 5151 nucleotides. It is a transcript of the gene Snrk, whose product is annotated as SNF related kinase. The record is from RefSeq and is a predicted model, not a curated record. Gene Ontology annotation, molecular function: ATP binding; protein serine/threonine kinase activity; tau-protein kinase activity. Gene Ontology annotation, cellular component: cytoplasm. Gene Ontology annotation, biological process: protein phosphorylation; intracellular signal transduction; microtubule cytoskeleton organization. NCBI's taxonomy places the organism in Eukaryota, Metazoa, Chordata, Mammalia, Rodentia, Chinchillidae.
GCGCCGAGGAGGAGGGGAGCCGUGCGUCCCCGAGGGAGAGCUCGGGUUCUGGGGCCGGCAGACCCGGGUCUGCUCCGCAGCCGUCGCCUGUUGAUUUCUUUCUGGACCAUUGUGCAAAACCUGCCGCAUCCGCUCGGACUUGGAUCCAGGACCCUGGCAGCCUUUAAGGAUGGGGGUUCCCGGAGCUGGGUGAUCCCUGACAGUCAGAUCAGAUACAGCCAGCGGCUUCCCGGGGAGUUCUGGUCAAGUGCAGUCCUGGGGGAGAAUCGGCCGUGGCCUUCCUAGAUCUGUGCUCGCCUGAAGGAGAAAGAGGCAGCUAACAAGAGCCAGUGGUAAUCAGGAUUACUCAGUCCGCAUGCAUUUUGCAGGAUGUCCAUGGCAACACUGAAAAUGAAUUGCUUAUUUUCUACAGAUACUCUUCUAUGAGGAGAUCCAGUCAAACAAUCUACACACUUUUCCUUCUGUGGGAGCAGCAUGGCAGGCUUCAAGCGGGGGUAUGACGGGAAGAUUGCGGGCUUGUACGACCUGGAUAAGACCUUGGGUCGCGGUCACUUUGCAGUGGUGAAGCUAGCCAGGCACGUCUUCACGGGGGAGAAGGUGGCAGUAAAAGUUAUUGACAAGACAAAGCUGGACACUCUUGCCACCGGACACCUGUUCCAGGAGGUGCGAUGCAUGAAGCUGGUGCAGCACCCCAACAUCGUCCGCCUGUAUGAAGUGAUUGACACCCAGACCAAACUCUACCUUAUUCUAGAACUUGGAGACGGAGGAGACAUGUUUGAUUACAUCAUGAAACACGAGGAGGGUCUCAAUGAAGACUUGGCCAAGAAGUACUUUGCUCAGAUAGUUCAUGCUAUAUCUUACUGUCAUAAACUCCACGUGGUUCACAGAGACUUGAAACCAGAGAAUGUAGUCUUCUUUGAAAAACAAGGUCUUGUGAAGUUGACAGACUUUGGUUUCAGCAACAAGUUUCAGCCAGGGAAGAAGCUCACAACAAGCUGCGGCUCUCUUGCGUAUUCUGCUCCAGAAAUUCUGCUUGGUGACGAGUAUGACGCCCCUGCCGUAGAUAUCUGGAGCCUGGGUGUGAUCCUGUUCAUGCUGGUGUGUGGACAGCCCCCCUUCCAAGAGGCCAACGACAGUGAGACCCUGACCAUGAUCAUGGACUGCAAGUACACUGUGCCGACCCACGUGUCUAAGGAAUGCAAAGACCUGAUCACCCGGAUGUUGCAGAGAGAUCCCAAGAGAAGAGCCUCUUUAGAAGAGAUCGAGAACCACGCUUGGCUGCAGGGAGUGGACCCUUCCCCGGCCACGAAGUACAACAUCCCGCUGGUGUCCUACAAGAACCUCUCGGAGGAGGAGCACAACAGCAUCAUCCAGCGCAUGGUGCUCGGGGACAUCGCGGACCGCGACGCCAUCGUAGAAGCCCUGGAAACCAACAGGUACAACCACAUCACGGCCACCUACUUCCUGCUCGCCGAAAGGAUCCUGAGAGAAAAGCAGGAGAAGGAGAUACAGACGCGGUCUGCCAGCCCCAGCAACAUCAAGGCCCAGUUUAGGCAGUCAUGGCCAACUAAAAUCGAUGUGCCCCAGGACCUCGAGGAUGACCUCACGGCCACGCCUUUGUCCCACGCAACCGUCCCUCAGUCUCCCGCUCGGGCCGCCGACAGCGUCCUCAACGGCCACAGGAGCAAAGGCCUGUGUGACUCGGCCAAGAAGGACGACCUCCCCGAGCUGGCGGGGCCCGCGCUGUCCACCGUGGCCCCCGCGAGCUUGAAGCCCACGGCCAGCGGGCGCAAGUGUCUGUUCAGGGUGGAGGAAGAUGAAGAGGAGGAUGAGGAGGACAAGAAGCCCAUGUCCCUGUCCACGCAAGUGGUUCUGCGGCGGAAGCCGUCCGUGACCAACCGUCUGACGUCCAGGAAGAGCGCGCCCGUCCUCAACCAGAUCUUCGAGGAAGGGGAGUCCGACGACGAGUUCGACAUGGAUGAGAACCUGCCCCCCAAGCUGAGCAGGCUGAAGAUGAACAUCGCCUCCCCGGGCACCGUGCACAAGCGCUAUCACCGGAGGAAAAGCCAGGGCCGCGGCUCCAGCUGCAGCAGCUCCGAGACCAGCGACGACGACUCCGAGAGCCGGCGGCGGCUCGACAAGGACAGCGGGUUCCCCUACUCCUGGCACCGACGGGACAGCAGCGAGGGGCCCCCGGGCAGCGAGGGGGACGGCGGGGGCCAGAGCAAGCCCAGCCACGGCAGCAGCGGCGCGGACCAAGCGCCCCUGGAGGCACCUCGGGCUCCACGCGCCGCUGUGCCGCGGGGCCCCCGAACUCCGUGCAGCUGGCCUCGCGCAGCGCCGGGGAGCUCGUGGAGAGCCUCAAACUCGUGGGCCUCUGCCUGGGCUCCCAGCUGCACGGUAGCGCCAAGUACAUCAUCGACCCCCAGCGGGGGCUGGCGCUGUCCAGCGUGAAGGUGCAGGAGAAGUCCUCCUGGAAGAUGUGCAUCGGCUCCGCGGGGGGCCCGGGCCAGGCCCCCGCCGUGGGCGGCAUCAAGUUCUUCUCUGAGCACGUGGCCGGGGCCAGCGCCGAACUGGAACGGAUAAAGAACAAGAACCUGAAAAACAACGUGCUCCAGCUACCUCUGUGCGAAAAGACCAUCUCUGUGAACAUCCAGCGGAACCCCAAGGAGGGGCUGCUGUGUGCCUCCAGCCCGGCCAGCUGCUGCCACGUCAUCUGACGGCCUGCGGCCCCGCCCUGCCGCCCGCGCUCCCGGCGCCGCGACAACGCAUGGUCUUUGUGCAUGCUGCUAGACCCCACUUUUCUUUCCAGCCGAAAAGUCUACUGUGUAUUUUUACAUUCAUGAUUUUAAUGUGGAUGAUCAUGAUGAAAUUAAAAUGUAUAUGUGGAACCUAAUAUAAACAGAGCACUUAGCUAUUUGAUGUUCUGCACUUAACCUAGAGAGAGAGAAAUGCAUUCGUUCCUUGUGCAAAAAUCUAAAUUCCUGUCCCGACCUUCUGUGAUCCAGAAACUCCGUGCUCUGAGGCAUCGUGCGGUGCCCGAGACAGAACCAAAGCAAUAACAUGCGCCGGCCCCGGCCCAGUGGCGAGGCGGCCCUGCCCCCAGCGGCCUGGGGAGCCAAGGACAGCGAGCGUCCGCACUGAGCGCCCCGAACUGCGACCCGAGAUGCCCGCACCUGUUUGUCUUAAGCUAGAGUGUGGCAGAAGCUUGGGCUCAAAUGUAACUGAACAAGUCUGCUGUUUUCCAGUAGGUGAGACAAAGUACUUAGGUUUCUAAGGCAGCUUCCCCCCGUCGUGGCCGGUCACACGCAGACGAUCCUGUAACGUGACGAAGUAAAUUCAUGUCUGGACUCUCCUGACAGAGGGUCUGUCUGCCUGUCCCGUCCAGCAGAGCACAGGCUGCCCCGUGGGCGGCUUCUGUGGGACUGUGUGGGGCCCCCCGCAGGCGUCCUCAACACCCAGUGGACGGAGGCGGCGACAGGGCUCGCGUGCAGGCAGAGGCGUGCGCGGAGGCCGGCCAUGUCAGAAACCUGUGAAUUCAAACCAAACUUCGCGGGAUUUGUUUCUUAGGAGUUUGUUAAUUAGCUCGUCUCCUGUUAUUUCCAUUCCAUUCCACCCUUUGGCUUAGCUAGCUAUGAAAAUUGGCUGAUCAAAGAAUACACAAAAAAGGGUAAAAUUCACACGGUAAACAGAAAUGCACAGAGCCUGCUUUGUAGCUUUCCCCCCAUUUUUUGUUUUGCCUUCCUGCAAAAAACAAUCAGAGGACUCCUGCUUUACUCUGCUCCAACGCAGAGACACUUGACCAGAUAAUCAUCUCUCAUGGCAUUGGAUCCCGUAGGAUGCGAUAGAUCGCAGAUUGUGGAUUUUGCAAGGAGCCAGGUGCUGUUCUCUCGUGCUGGCCCGGGGUCUUACGAGCAGUGUUCAGCAACCUCCGGGGUGGGCCGUGGCCGGGCCCCGGGCCUGCCCGCGCUCUCCGGCUCCGUCCUGGCUCUGAGCGAGUUCAGAGCACCAAAGACCUGCACGGCGCUGGCGCUGGCGCUGGCGCUGGCCACGGCUCUCCCAGUCCACACCAACUCCGCCACUCUAGGGUUAAUACCUUGUACUCAAACUCUGACUCACAGUAUACCUACUAUACUAAGUACAAAUGAUACUUAAAAUACUCACUUUACUUUAUAGACCUAGGCUAGCUAGAUACAUUUUAAGCUACAGCUCUAGUUCAUUGUGAUAUUUAUGCUGAAAGCGAUGAGAAUAGAUGUGUGGGUGAAGCCAUAGAACACAUUUGCUUGAAAUUCUUGAGCAGGGAUCUUCUAAAGGGCCAGAAACAAGAUGUGUGGUUCACGCGGAGUGAGCGUAACCUCUGUGUUAAACGUAGGAGGGAAGUUCCUAAAGGGCAUUGGCAAUAAACUCUUUGUUGCAGCUGUUUUCCAAGUCUUGUAAAUACUUUUCCCUGUGAUUGUGUACAGCCUUGGAAUGGCACCUUUUAACUAACCCACAUGUGUUUGGUUUUCAAUGGUUUUUAUAUUCCGAUGUAUAUAUGGUGCUCACUUUAGGAUCAGCAGUGUUGACCGUUUAUGCUGCAGAGCUGUAUUAUAGCCUUCUUAGCCGUGUGUGGUUGGUUGGCCCCCGGGUCCACACGUCUGUCUGAGUGGUGUCUAACCCGUCCGUAGUGAGUGAGUGUGCACGUGUCGUCCGUCACUGUAUGUCGUCCGUAAGGGAGGGAGCAGAACACCAUUACACGCGGAUACUCUUGGACCAAACUCCUUAAACUGCUCUGUGGUCACUUGUACCCUACCCUCUGUCUUCAGAAGUUGCAUAGAGAUACACUAGUGCAUAAAUUAAACAUUGUGGAGAACAGUCUUGUAUUUUUCUGUAUGUGUGUAUAUAUAUAAUUAUGUACUUCUGGCAAUUCUAUAUGUAUUUAAAGAUGUGACAAUCUUAACACCGAUUCUAAGAAUAGCUGUGAGACUGGACUGAACUAAAGAUGUCCCUAAAGAAUUGCGUGUGUUCCCAGGGCGCACAGUUAUCAGCUGAUUCGGUCAGUGGCUUCCAGUUCUGGUGGAUUUUCCUCAUUGUGUAAACAUUGACAGGUCUGUGACAAAUGGGAAAAUAAUCCAAAUAAUAAAGUGACACGUUGGUGUUCAGCAAUAUAAA